Lasiosphaeria miniovina is the source of this 954-nucleotide messenger RNA. RefSeq lists its product as uncharacterized. Lineage: Eukaryota; Fungi; Ascomycota; Sordariomycetes; Sordariales; Lasiosphaeriaceae. The transcript has 2 exons. The record is from RefSeq and is a predicted model, not a curated record. Bases 1 to 954 code for a protein of 317 amino acids.
AUGGCGGACAACAACAACAAUAAUAACAGCGACAUAUUCCCCGUCACGGUCCACCGGUACCCAGGAACUCGCAAGCCGUGCGCGUUCGAGCACACCACCACCUCACCAACAGGAGGAACACAGGCACAGACACAAACGCCGCGCAACGCGCUCGUGUUUAUCGGCGGGCUCGGCGACGGGCCGCCGGCCGCGGUGCCGUACGCGCGGGCCAUCGCCGCCAAGCUUUCCGGGAGCACGUACUCGCUGUUCGAGGCGCGGUUAUCAACAGCAUUCACGGCAUUCGGCUACGGCAGCCUGGCGCAGGACGUGGCCGAGCUGGCGGCGCUGGUCGCGUACCUGCGCGCCUCCUUGGAGAAGGAGCGUGUAGUCCUGCUGGGCCACUCGACCGGCUGCCAGGACUGCUUGGCGUAUGCUGCUGCUUCUGGAUCUGAUGGGUCAGGUGGUGGUGUUGGCGAUGUCGACGGGUUUGUCCUGCAGGGCCCCGUCUCGGACCGCGAGGCGGUCGCCAUGGACGUGCCUGCGGCCGACCUGGCGAGGAGCGUCGAGUGCGCGGCCGCCAUGAUUGCGCGCGGCGGCAAAGAUGAUGUCAUGCCGCGCGACUUGCUCCCCGAGGGGUUCCGCGCGGCGCCCGUGACGGCGUAUCGCUGGUUUUCGCUGGUGGGGGUUGGGGGCGACGAUGACUUCUUCUCGUCAGAUCUGCCUGACGACAAGGUCGCGGCCAUCUGGGGCGGGCUCCGGCAGCCCGUGCUCAUCGUGCCGUCGGGCGAGGACGAGUUCGUGGCCGGCCACAUCGACGUGCCGCAGCUCGUGGUCAAGUGGAAGAAGGCCUGCGCCCCGGGCAUCGCCAGCGACCUCUCCGGCCUCAUCCCCGGCGCCAACCACUCGGUUGACAGCCCGGACGCGCAGGAGUGGCUCGCCGACCGCGUGGUCCGCUUCCUCGCCGCGCUGGACUGA